UUGGGGGACCAGUGAUGAUCAGCCAAUAAGCCCGAAAUGGGCAAAAUUGCAAAUGUUGCAUUACAAAACCGUUAUUUCGGCGUAUUCUUGCAUUCUUUAAAGCCAAUGAACACGCCACUAAAUACUUCAGGCCUUUCUUCAAAGUAAUCGGUCAAAUUGUUGAUGUUGCGUUGAUAAUGAAGGACACGGAUGGUACAUGUACAAUGUCGAUGCCAGAAUCUCAAGAAGAGAGCAGCCCAUCGGAAAUUAUGCAGAUGGAGCUGCACAGCAAAGGUGCUGUUCUGACCAAAGCCUGGUCAGACUUGUUUAGCUUCAUAACAAAGUAUCAGGCAGAGCUGACGGUGAAGGAAAAUGCUGUUGAAAUAGCUGAACGGGAGAUUGAUGUGCGUAAAAGACAAUUAGAGGAAAUGAAACCAAUGGUGGAAGCAGGGAAUGAGGAGGUAGAAAAAUUACAAGAAGAGAUUCGAACCAAGGAAAGACUGCUGAGCAAAUCACAAUCAGAACUUUCUGUGAAAGAGCAGUUGUUAAGAAGGGUGCAGUCAGACUUGAACUGCAACAUGGAACUUUUAGAAAAAGCCAGAUGUGAUCUUUUAGAUAGACAAUCAGAACUUGUGCGCAACAGGGGUGACUUAGAACGCUUAAAAUCUGAACUGACUAUAAAACAGGAACAAAUUCAAAUAAAAGACAAUUUAUUGAGAAAGUUACAAAAUCAGUUGAUGAAAGAAAAUGCUGAACUGAAGGAGCAGUUGGAGCUGAAGGAAAGAACCCUUGAAAUAGAACGAAGGUCCCAUGAACUCACCAAGAGAACACUCCGUGAAAAAUUAAAACCAUCUGCCAGUGCUGUGCAAACUGUGAUAGAGAUUCCAGAUUCCCCUCCAACUUUAGAUCUUUCUGACGAGCAAACAGAUUUUGGCCUUUCCAGGAUAAUUUCUGUAGCUGAGAGUCGAGGCAAACGUCCGUCUGGAAUGGAUUUAGACUUGCCAGCCAAACGAUUUCAUUCCACCACCCAGGAUAGUGCUAUGCCUUGCUUAUCAGCUGUAAGUUCUGACACUUUCCCAGACCUUUCAAGAAGUUCUCAACCAAUGCCAACUGCUACAAAACCACAGCAACAAUGGUCUAUGCCAUCUCCCUCUGCCAUUUCACCUCGCCAGGUUCCACAGCCACGAACACCUACUCAGUUGCCUCCUAGUCCUACCUUCCAAGAAUCGUACGCACAGAGUGACAAUUUCAAUGUUACUGCCACAUCUGCCAGUGCCAGUGAUACCUUCUUUCCAUUAAGUGUCUCACAAGGUGAGGAGGACUCAAAAGCAUGCAUUGACACAUCUGCUGGUGCUAUGUACCACUCGGAUGCUGAAAUGCAGGGAUCAGGACUAUAUAUGCCUGAAACAGCUGGAAGUUCUGGGACAAGUGACAGUAAUCAGGGGCCCCCUGUGCCCAUAUCAGGGCCUAUUCCAAGUACGGGAAUGUCACCUGGUGGCAGCAUGUCACCUGGGGGAUCAACACAAGAAGGAGCUGAAGGAAAGUUUGGUGUCGAGAGAAACCACGAGAAGGGUUCCAAGCACUGCCAACUCUGCCAAAUCUGCAGAAGAGCCUACAAUGAUCUCGAGGCCCAUAUGCUUACUCAUGCAAGAGAGAAACCACAUGCAUGUGACUUUUGUGGUAAACGUUUCGACAGGAAGAAUAACUUGAAACAACAUAGGAUGAUCCAUACAGGAGAGAAACCAUAUAUUUGUUCUUUUUGUGGGAAAGGUUUUAAUCAGAGCAGUAAUUUGAGGGUGCAUAUGGUGGUCCAUCUAAAAACAUGUCUAGACGGUGCUCUGCAGAUGAAGAACGGAAACAUGCCAGAAUCUCAAGAAGAGAGCGCAAACCCAUUUCCUAACAUGCAGGCAGAACUGCACCGGAAAGGAUCAAUCCUUACAAAAGCUUGGGCUGAUCUAUUCAGCUACCUAACCAGAUAUCAGGCCGAUCUGAUGGUGAAGGAAAACGCUGUAGAGAUUGCACAGAAAGAAGUCGAUACGCGUAAGCAACAGAUCGAAGAGAUGAAGUCUUUAUCGCUAGAUUCUGAAGAGUUUUUAAAGUUGCAGGACGAUAUGCAUGGGAAGGAGCGGUUGUUGUUAAAAGUACAGUCUGAACAUUCUGUGACUGAGACACAGUUGAAGCAAGUCCAGUCUGACUUGACAAACCAUAUGGAACUGUUGGAAAACUCGCGAGCAGAUUUAUUAGACAAGCAUGCGGAAUUGAUUCGAUAUCGUGGAGAUAUCGAACGGUUAAAGUCUGAAUUGACUAUCAGGGAAGAGCAGUUACAAAUUAAGGACAAUUUGUUGAAAAAGUUACAGUCACAGUUGAUGCGGGAGAACAUGGAAUUAAAGGAACAGUCUGAGAUGGAUCGACACGCCCUGCUGCUUGAAAGGAGCGCACAUGAAAUAACAAGAAGAGCACUUAAGGACAAACCGAAAUCAGGGUCGCCCGUGACGUCUUCAGCGACAGACUUUCCAAACUCUCCACCAAGUCUCGCCCUCUCUGUUGAACAAAAGGACACCGGUCUGUCAUCCAUUAUAUCUGCAGUCGAGAAACAGGCACAAAGACAGCACCAGUUGAUUGAACAGGACUGUCACAUCAUGUCAAGUUCUCAAAUGGAUCUUCCAAUAAGUUUAAAUCAAGGUGCUAGUGAUGGUAUUAACUAUUCAAGAUCAGAGACCUCUAUAUUACACAAUCCUAAUCAAAAAUUAUGGGGCAAUCGAUCCAGAAGAGCAAAGAGAUUUCGACCAAAUCACCCGAAUGAAUCGAACGCUUCUCUCAGUCAGCCUAUAUUUCCAAAACAGGAACCAGUUGAACCAAGUCAUUCCUCCUCGCCUGAUCAUGCUGACCAAAGUGAGGUUUUCUUUCCGUUGUCUGUGUCCGAGGAUGCGAAUGAGUCUAUGGACACUCCAGGUGUGGUUGGGACUGAUACCGAAAUGAAGUCAGUUAGUUGUAGACCUGCAUCUGGCAUGUCGGGGUCGCCAGAGACUAGUGAAAGUAGUCAAAUUGGUCAAGGGUUUGGUGCAAGUUCUGGGACAAGUGAGGGUCAGGGGCUGAUGUCAGUACCUGGGGCAAUGCCACAGGACAGUGGAGGUGAUUCAAAGCGGUUCUUCCUGAAACAUGUUAUAAUGUCCAGAACACCCACUGGCCAGCAGAUAUGGAAGUGCAAGCUAUGCCAUCAAAUGUGUGCCCGAAAAUACAACAUGACCGUUCAUAUGAGGCUCCAUACAGGGGAAAAGCCAUACUCUUGUAGAAUAUGUAAUAUGACAUUUGCUCAAGCGGGGACUCUGAAAUACCAUCGAUUUAAAGUUCACAGCAGCUCAUUGAACAAUUGUGACCGGUGA
This is a messenger RNA of Lineus longissimus, 3362 nucleotides long. Its product is annotated as zinc finger protein 1-like. Lineage: Eukaryota; Metazoa; Nemertea; Pilidiophora; Heteronemertea; Lineidae. The transcript has 7 exons. The record is from RefSeq and is a predicted model, not a curated record. The coding region runs from base 177 to 3362 and encodes 1061 amino acids.